AUGGCAACCACGCACACACCACAUAAAUCUGAUAAUACACACUUUUCUCCCAGCCCGAAUCUCCUGCCCACAACCACAGAAUCUCUGCCCACAACCACAGAAUCUCCGCCCACAACACACAGAACUCCGCCCACAACCACAGAAUCUCCGCCCACAACCACAGAAUCUCCGCCCACAACCACAGAAUCUCCGACCACAACCACAGAAUCUCCGACCACAAUCACAGUCUCCGCCCACCAUUACAGCAUCACCGCCCACAACCACAUAAUCUCCGUCCACCAUGACAGUAUCUCCGCCCACAACUAG
Homarus americanus (American lobster) is the source of this 306-nucleotide messenger RNA. Its product is annotated as protein PRY2-like. The transcript has 2 exons. NCBI's taxonomy places the organism in Eukaryota, Metazoa, Arthropoda, Malacostraca, Decapoda, Nephropidae. The record is from RefSeq and is a predicted model, not a curated record. Bases 1 to 306 code for a protein of 101 amino acids.